Anolis carolinensis (green anole) is the source of this 3530-nucleotide messenger RNA. RefSeq names its product sialophorin (gene spn). The record is from RefSeq and is a predicted model, not a curated record. The transcript is spliced from 3 exons. Gene Ontology annotation, biological process: cell surface receptor signaling pathway; regulation of immune response; type II interferon production. NCBI's taxonomy places the organism in Eukaryota, Metazoa, Chordata, Lepidosauria, Squamata, Anolidae. The coding region runs from base 550 to 1692 and encodes 380 amino acids. Gene Ontology annotation, molecular function: heat shock protein binding; transmembrane signaling receptor activity. Gene Ontology annotation, cellular component: external side of plasma membrane.
UAUAUAUUUUGGCAUGAAGGGGAGGCUGAAAGGUUCACCUGUUGAAUUUUUGCCAUGGUCAAUGGUGUGGGAGUCCUUCAAGAAAGGAAUAAACAGCAAAUGUAUCUCCCCUGCCGCUAUGAAGUUGCAUGUGCUCUCUUAUGGAUGCAAGAGAUUUGGGAGAAGGUGGUUGUAUGUACUAGUGGGGGGAAAUUGCACUCUGCAGCAGGUUAGACACACUCCUUAUUUCUUUAUCUGUGCUGGAGAUAAAUCCUGGUGCAGACACGUGUACAUGUGUGCCUGUGUUUGUGUGUGUGUGUAUAGGCAAUUUCAGUUCCAACUAGGCAUCUCAGCAUCCUCCCUCCCCAAAGUAUUUCUCCACCGCCGCCACCUUCUCAGUUUCGUUCACUCCUUCCUGCCUGGCCAGGCGAAAAACUGGUGAGGAAUAAAUCAAGCCUUUGCGCGCAGAAAUUGAACACAGCAGCACACUUGCUUGAACCCAUCCAGGCGAAAGUUUACCAUUGGUUUGUGUCCCACAAAGAAAAUACUGGACAUUGACGUUCUACAGCCAUGACAACAUCAAGAUCCCUCCUCCUUGGCUUCUUGAUCCUUUUUACUGGGGGCUCCCUUGCAGACACAGAUGAGGCAACAGUGAAAUCUACUGACAAUGUGUCUGAUCUGGUUUCCCCCACGCCUACGCUUGCUGUAACUGAACAAAAGACGAAUGCAUCUACACCAGGGGAGAACCCUGAUGUCUCUGUGGCAGCUCUCAAAGACCCAAAGCUAUCAACUGAACCACUUCCCAGCACAUCCAGCAGCAAGGAUACAACAGAAACAUCCAAAUUGCUUCCCAAGCAAACCGAUGCUGUGGCCAUGGUCUCAGACUCUGCAGAAAGCACGACUGCCAUCAUACCUGUUUCUAGAAGGCAUGAUGGCACUCCUUUUCCUCAACCAGCGAACAAUUCAGUUGUAGAAGGAAAUCUUCAGGAUGCUUCUGACACAGCCACUUCCACUGCCCAUGCAACCCUCCAUACAACUGUCCAAACCAUUGUGAGACAAAAAUACCCAGUAACAACAGGCAAGAAGACUCCUCCUGAAAAAACUGCUACUCUCCACCCCACCUUGAAGGAGAUGGAAGAAGAAACAGAGAUGACAACGGAACCAGUACAAUACAUAUUGGAUAAUAUCACAAUAGGGACUACAGUUCAAAACCCCGUGACUGUGGCGGUUGGAGAACCAAAACAUGAUACCACUGGGGCAAACUCUCAAGGGAAGAGCUACCUCCUCAUCAUCUUGGCAGUGGCCUUCUGCAUCUUGUGCCUUGUGGCAUUCCUGGUGUUCAUGUAUCGCAGGCACCGGCACCGCUCUGGGUCUACCAACUUUAACCAGGCCGGGUGGGCAGGGCAGGUGGCAUUGCCAGACGAUUCGGCCUUGGAUAGGGACAUCGAAGCAGAGGCGGUGGCUGCCUCUGGGGAUGGGGAAGCAAGGCGCAGCACCUUGGUCACCUUCUUUGGCAAACGUCAAUCCAGGCUGCCCUCGGUCGCCAUGGAAGACAUCAGUGGGAAAAAAGAGAGGGAGGAAUGCCAGCAGCUGCUCAAUAGCGACACUGGCCCAGAAGGAUCUGGGGAGGCCAAUGGCAAAUUAUCAGAGCCCACCAAGGAGGUAUCUGAGAAGACUUCCACUCUGAGCAAACCAGAGCAAGGAUCCUCCUAAGCAACUCAUCUAGUUCAUGCCUCCUUCUUUGACUGCUCCUACAAUCCAAGGCUUCCAUUGCCACCAACAUAUUCCCCUCCCAGUUCCAUUAGACUACAGACCUUCUUCUGCUUAUCUUCCCCUCCACAUCUUGGUCAAUUGUAUAUGUGGGUGGUGGAGGUGAGGAGGAGCAAAAGAGAAAAACUCUUGCUUUGCCAUUACUGUAUUCAGAAAUGCUUGACCACAUCCUUUUUCCGGUUUGCAUGGUAUCUACAGUGUGGAGACAAACUCCGAGGUAAAUCAGGAGUUUGGGUUUCCCAGCUACUUUCAGGACCGAUUCACCCAACCCUAUGCUAAAUCUAGAAGAUUAGGUGGUGUUUUGUGUAAGAGUCGGGUGGAAAGCUUCUUUCAGAUCUAUAUAUACCGUAUAUGCGUGGAAAGAAGGGAACCAAGUGUGUCAAGAGAAAAUGAAGUUGUGGUGAAAGAAUCACCAUAGGCAAAUAGUUCUGUUUGUAACAGGAAACUUGAGUCAUCAUUUCCAAAAAGUAUAUACAUUUUAAAAAGCCAAUGUAUUUAAUGUUCUAAAGAGUCACCCCCACCCAGCACAACUCCAGGUUAAGUCUUGACACUGUUGUUUUCUUUUUAUUUGUUUCAAAGGAAACAGUCAUUUCUGGAAAGGCACAAUUAAAAUAUACAGUUGUUAACAGGCUCGGAUUUUUGGUUCAAUAUAACUUCAGCACUUACUAUAUGGGCUGCUGUGGUGCAAUGGGUUAAACCCUUGUGCCAGCUGAACUGCUGACCUGAAGGUUGAUGGUUCGAAUCUGCGAGAUGGGGUGAGCUCCCAUCUGUCAGCCCUAGCUUCCCAUGCGCGGACAUGAGAGAAGCCACCCAGUGGGAUGGUAACACAUCUGGGCGUCCACUGGGCAACAUCUUUAUAGACAGCCGAUUCUCUCACACCAGAAACGACUUUCAGUAUGGGGUUGUUGUAUGUUUUCCGGGCUGUAUGGCCAUGUUCUAGAAGUAUUCUCUCCUGACGUUUCGCCCAUAUCUAUGGCAGGCAUCCUCAGAGGUUGUGAGGUACUUUCAGUAUGUUCUCAAUUUGCUUCUGACAUGAUUUAAAAAGCACUUACUAUUUAGUAUUAUUUUAAAAAGUCAAGUUUUCAAUUAGCUAGAGGGUUUUUUUCUGUUGCUAAGAGAGUUUUUAUUUUAACAAAAAGCCAUUUCAUAAAACUAUUUUGUAUGUGGGAGAAACUAAAUAUACAUUCUGGUGAAUAAGAACGACAAGAGACACAAAAUAGCCUUUUGUCUUGGCUUGGUUUUUGAGGUCCUGCCUUUUCCUCCACAAGUAGAUACCAUGCAUAUCAGGUGUAGGUGACGCUGGCUCAUCCUGUUAGACUUCAUUCAUAUCUUUCUAGAAGAAGUCUCUUUGAUCCUGAAUGGUAUCACUGAUUGAAUACCAAAUUGGCAUUCACAGUAGGCUACCUGAUAUGCAAAUGAAUCACGUAGGUUGUAAAAUUGCCGUGUAUUCCAAGCAUGUGUAUGCAUUCUCUUGUUGAUUUCCAUGAAACCUACACAUCAAUAAGUGUAUAUAGGAUUGCAGCCUAAAAGAGACUAGCAUUUUUAUUUGGGGAGCUACUGCAGGAUGGUAAGACUGUACAGAAGCUAGGAACGGGACACAUAUCCCAUCACUUCAGGCAGUAAAAUAUCUGGGACCAGCACUGAUGGUUCACUUUGAUCUAUGAAUGAACUGUGCACUUAAGUUCCAAAACCCCACUUUCAAGCCUUGUUCUAGUGUAAAUAAAUUCCUUUACAAAUUUCAAUCAAUCUUUUGUAAAUCCAAUAAAGGAUUUAGAAAGCAA